UAUGAAGAUAUAGAUGAAACUUUAACAAAUGAAAAGUCAUUAUUUUGCCUUUCACAAUUGGAAAUUUUAAAACAAUGCUAUUUAUGUUAACAAUGUUUUCGUGAAUUGCACAUCAUAACAUACUGUAGGCGUUCAUGAAAUAUGGUACAAAAAGUUUUUAAAGAACAUUGUGAAAACAUAUAUUAAGGAUCCCACUUCCAGGUAUAUACAAGGAAUAAUUGAGAACAGACACUGAAACAGAUAUUUGGAUACCAAUGUUCAUAGCAAGAUUAUUCACAAUAGCCAAAAGGUAAAUAACCCAAAUGUCUAAAGGGGAUGAAUGGAAAAAAGUAUGAUGUAUGAAUACAAAAAAAUAUUUUUUGGCCUCAUAAAAGAAUGAAAUUCUGAUAUAAGCUACCACAUAGAACCUUAAGAACAUUAUUUUAAUUGAAAUAAGCCACAUAUAAAUAAGCCAAAUAUUGUACAAUUCCACCUUUAAGAGGAACUUGGAGGAGGCAAUUAAAAUAUAUUUAAAGUGGAAUAGUGGUUAGAAGGACUCGGAGAAGGUGAGAAUGGGGACAGAUUAUUUACAGUAUGAGAGGAUAUAGUUGGGGUGAUUUAAAAAAAUGUGGAGGUGUUGACGGUUGCACAGAACUGGGAAUCUAUACCUUUUCUUCAUGAUAAAAAAUACUGAAAAGGAGAAAAACUGUGAACCUUCUUAAUGUUAUGAAUGGUAUAGUCCAAAAUUAUAAUGAUAAAUUUUAUGUAAUGUAUAUUUUGCCACAAAAAUUUCAUAGAAAAAUUCUUAAACAGAACCAGUAAGACCCUGUCCCAAGAGAAAUUCAAUUAUUGGACAUCAUGGGAAGUCAAAGAACAUUCAAGGCAUUGCCUGCAAUAAAAAAUGCGACAUUGAAUAUUUUCUAAAUUAUGUCCCAGCAAAAUAAGUUGUAUUUUUCUUCUAAUUCUUAUUUUAUAAUUUAAUAAUGUCUUUAUAAUUCAAUAGCAAUUUGGACCAUAAUGAGAAAGAUUUGAAAAUUAAUAAUACAGCAAAUUAAAAAUUGUUCCCCAUAUGUAAGAUAUUAUAAGAAUUUGUGGUAAUAUGUGUAUUUUAAAUUCACCACAUUCCAUUUUAAUGUAUUUAGUUGCUAGACAAUAAAAUGAAAAUUAACAAAUUAAUAUAUGUAGACACGUAUUACAAUGUACUUACCGAAUAACAACGUAUAAAAUACAGGAUUCCAUAAAAUUUUGAGACACAACAAUAUUGGGAGAAUCUGAAUAAAUAUAUUUGUAUCUUUCUCCGUUGAAAUGAUCCUUAACACUCCCAGCAAACAUUUAAAGAAAUGAAUAGAAUCCCAUUUACAGCCUUGGGUUAAGGGCAGCCUCUUCACUUAGCCUUGUGUCUCCCUUCAGGAAAAAAUGGUAGGAAUGCCCCAUGGAAAACUAUACUCAAACAUCAACUGAUUUCAUCUUAUUGGGAUUGUUCCCACCAUCAAGAAUUGGCCUUUUCCUCUUCAUUCUCAUUGUUCUCAUUUUCCUAAUGGCUCUAAUUGGAAACCUAUCCAUGAUUCUUCUCAUCUUCUUGGACACCCAUCUCCACACACCCAUGUAUUUCCUUCUUAGUCAGCUCUCUCUCAUUGACCUAAAUUACAUCUCCACCAUUGUUCCUAAGAUGGCAUCUGAUUUUCUGUAUGGAAACAAGUCUAUCUCCUUCAUUGGGUGUGGGAUUCAGGACUUCUUCUUGGCAUUAGGAGGCGCAGAAGCGCUACUUUUGGCCUCUAUGGCCUACGAUCGUUACAUUGCUAUUUGCUUUCCUCUCCACUAUCUCAUCCACAUGAGCAAAAGAGUGUGUGUGCUGCUGAUAACUGGAUCUUGGCUCAUAGGCUCUAUCAAUGCUUGUGCUCACACUGUGUAUAUAUUCCAUAUCCCUUAUUGUCGAUCCAGGGCCAUCAAUCACUUCUUCUGUGAUGUCCCAGCCAUGGUGACUCUGGCUUGCAUGGACACCUGGGUCUAUGAGGGCACAGUGUUUUUGAGCACUGCCAUCUUUCUCGUGUUUCCCUUCAUUGGUAUUGCAUGCUCCUAUGGCCGGGUUCUCCUUGCUGUCUACCGCAUGCACUCUGCAGAGGGAAGGAAGAAGGCCUAUGUGACCUGCAGCUCCCACCUCACUAUAGUAACCUUCUACUAUGUGCCUUUUCUCUACACCUAUCUACGUCCAAGAUCCCUGCGAUCUCCAACAGAGGACAAAGCUCUGGCUGUCUUCUACACCAUCCUCACUCCAGUGCUCAAUCCCAUCAUCUACAGCCUGAGAAACAAGGAGGUGAUGGGGGCCCUGAAGUGAGUGAGUCAGAGAAUCUGCUCGGUGAAAAUACAGAAACACUUUCCGCCUAAGGUCCCAGGACUCAGAUAUGUGUCCAUUCAGCAAUGUAUAGUACUUGAAAUAUUAUUUCAUGCCUAGAGUGCAAGAACUAAAAGUAAUCAAGGGAAGAAGAAAAUCACUGAUAUCUGGGCAAAAUUGUUUUGCAAAUAUAUAUAUAUAAUUCUAAAAAACCAUUAUUAUUCAUGGUAUUUUCCACAUGAAUUUUGAAAAGAACAUACUUUUGCUAAUAUGUUGUCAGUGAGAAUGUUUAUGUUUGGUCAUGCAAAAAUGAAAUGAAAAUUACCUAACUGAAGUUGGCACUCAGCAUAACAAUUUUAUUAUUGUCAAUUUAUUUUCCAGUAAUUUAAAUUUACUUAUUUUAUUUAUAUAUAUA
Callithrix jacchus (white-tufted-ear marmoset) is the source of this 2726-nucleotide messenger RNA. RefSeq names its product olfactory receptor 2L8-like. Gene Ontology annotation, biological process: G protein-coupled receptor signaling pathway. Lineage: Eukaryota; Metazoa; Chordata; Mammalia; Primates; Cebidae. Gene Ontology annotation, molecular function: olfactory receptor activity; G protein-coupled receptor activity. The record is from RefSeq and is a predicted model, not a curated record. Gene Ontology annotation, cellular component: membrane.